GGGAGACGCAAGAUGGCGGCAGCCGCGAACUCCGGCUCUAGCCUCCCGCUGUUCGACUGCCCGACCUGGGCAGGUAAACCCCCACCUGGCUUACAUCUGGAUGUAGUUAAAGGAGAUAAGCUAAUUGAGAAACUGAUUAUUGAUGAGAAGAAAUAUUACUUAUUUGGGAGAAACCCUGAUUUGUGUGACUUUACCAUUGACCACCAGUCUUGCUCCCGAGUCCACGCUGCUCUGGUCUACCACAAGCAUCUGAAGAGAGUUUUCCUGAUAGAUCUCAACAGUACACAUGGCACUUUCUUGGGUCACAUUCGGCUGGAACCUCACAAACCUCAGCAAAUCCCCAUCGAUUCUACGGUCUCAUUUGGCGCAUCCACAAGAGCGUACACGCUGCGGGAGAAGCCUCAGACAUUGCCAUCAGCUGUGAAAGGAGAUGAGAAGAUGGGUGGAGAGGAUGAUGAACUCAAGGGCUUACUGGGUCUUCCAGAAGAGGAAACAGAACUUGAUAACCUGACAGAGUUCAAUACUGCCCACAACAAGCGGAUUUCAACCCUCACCAUUGAGGAGGGAAAUCUGGACAUUCAGAGACCAAAGAGGAAGAGGAAGAACUCAAGAGUGACGUUCAGUGAGGAUGAUGAAAUCAUCAACCCAAAGAAGCGGGUGGAGGGCCAUGGCUCCCUGGGCCUGGAGGAGUCAGGCAGCAGACGCAUGCAGAACUUUGCCUUCAGCGGAGGACUCUAUGGGGGCUUGCCCCCCACGCACAGCGAAGCAGGCUCCCAGCCACACGGCAUCCAUGGAACGGCGCUCAUCGGUGGCUUGCCUAUGCCAUACCCGAACCUUGCCCCUGAUGUGGACUUGACUCCUGUUGUGCCGUCAGCAGUGAACAUGAACCCCACACCAAACCCUGCUGUCUAUAAUCCUGAAGCUGUAAACGAACCCAAGAAGAAGAAAUAUGCAAAAGAGGCGUGGCCGGGCAAGAAGCCCACCCCUUCCUUACUGAUUUGAUAUUUUUGGUCAUGGAGAAGUGGGGGAUUGAUUGGGUGGGAAUGGGGUGGAAGGGUGACAGAACUAAUGAACUAGGGAGGAAAAUUUCCACGUGUGCAGUAUCGUCUUUGAGAAUGUCUCCUGGGGUCCUAAACCAUGUAAUACUGAGCCCGCAGGUGGGGCUGGACUAGCCCACAAACACCUGUCUUGAGAACGCUUUAGUGUAGACAGAGGAUUUGUGGGUACUUUUAAGUAGACUGCCCUGGCUCUUCCUACCCCUCCUCUCCUUCUCCCUAGGGUGAUUCACAUGCCUUUAGAUGGAAUCCAGACCUGGGGAGGUGACGUGGCCUCGAAAGUCCCAGGUAGCAAAGGAGUUGUCAUGGAUUUCAGGUUGAUCAGUUAAGCUAAGGUUUAAACUCGAAAGUGUUUUCUUGGGUUGGUGGUUUUGAGGU
This is a messenger RNA of Dipodomys ordii (Ord's kangaroo rat), 1433 nucleotides long. RefSeq names its product protein phosphatase 1, regulatory subunit 8 (gene Ppp1r8). Bases 13 to 1002 code for a protein of 329 amino acids. NCBI's taxonomy places the organism in Eukaryota, Metazoa, Chordata, Mammalia, Rodentia, Heteromyidae. The transcript has 6 exons. Gene Ontology annotation, molecular function: protein binding; protein serine/threonine phosphatase inhibitor activity; mRNA binding. The record is from RefSeq and is a predicted model, not a curated record. Gene Ontology annotation, cellular component: nuclear speck.